AUGAUUAUCAUCAACAUCAUCGUCAUCAUAGUCAAAACCAUAAGACCUGAUGGAAGGAAAUUAUUCGGGGGAUACAGAAUAACUCCCACUUACUGCAAGGCCGCUAGAGCAGCCAGGUAUAACCGGGGCAACACGAUAUGUAUGUUCAACCAUGAGUGUAUACAAAGAGGAGGGGAAGUGGUGGGAACUUGCAUGGACGGAUUCCUGUUUGGGGCGUGCUGUCAACUCAAAUCUGACAGUCAGUCUCACAUACCAAAAGGUCCUGGAGUAGUUAUGACGAGCUACUUAGAUUACCCCGAUGCAGAAACUGAUACUGAAGAUUACGACGAGCAGCUCACUGCAUGGCACAACAGCUUCAAACCAGUAGUUACUCCUGGCUAUAGACCGAAUUCGAACAACGUUGUCGUAUCCACUCCGAAGGCUGAAGAAGAUUCGAGUACUGAACUUCAAGCAGAAAUAAUAUCCGAGGGACUGAGUCAAAUAACUAAUACUUUAUUGAGUACACCACCUAAAGAUAACAGUUUUGUUUACGUAAAACCUGAUAAGCAGGAUGGAUUAUAUACCCAUAGUACUAUAGAUCAUGGGAUGGCAGAAACUAUUCUUAUUCAUAAAAAUGGUUCUGUCGUUGAUAACGUAGUAAGACCUUCAGAUUUUAAUAUUCAAAUAUCAUCAAUGCAAACGAAACCGACCGUCCCACCACCUUCAACUCAUCCAUCAUCACCGUCAAUAAUCAUAUCGACACAUAGACCAGUUAAGCCAGUAUUUAAACCAAAGCCUGAUAAAACAACUGUAAAAUCAACAACUACCGAAAAGUAUAUAAUGGUGUCAACGAUUACCAAAGAUACGCAGAAACCACCCGAAUUAUCAUCGAUCAAUAGCAUAAUACAAAUGUUAAAUGAAAGUACACCAAGCAUGAAAGAAGAUGUUACGCCAUCAACAAUAGAUUUUGUAGAAAACAAAUCAUCUCCUAGCCCUGGAACAAUAUCACCUGGUACGUUGAUAAGCAGCUAUCCAAUUAAUUUUAUAUCUACUGGGCACUUUGUCACAAUGAAACCAUCCACUGUAAUAAGUAGUCCUGUAUCGUUCAGCAAUACCAAAAUAGCAACUACGCAACAACCAGAAUUUAGUAGUGUUCUGACAACAACUAGCAGUAAACCUCAAUAUCAGAAACCAAAACCAACAAAACCUGAACAUUCGUCUCCUAAACCUAGUCAAUCUACUAGUCAAGCUAUUGAAGAAUUCAAUAAAUAUCCAACUGACCCUGAAGAUUUCGGACAGACGAUCACAACAUUUAGCUAUGUAAGCUCUACAACACCCAUGCCUUCGACGACAACACGACAGCGUCCACCAUCGACAAGCUACGUCACAGGUUCAAAACCACUAAGGCGUCCAGCUACCCCAUCUCCCAGUAUAAUAAAUACCUACGAAACCGCUCCUGAUACUUUCUCCAGUGUCACACCAACAGUAAUCGUUCUGAGUUCUCUUCCACCAACGAAGCCCUCAUCUUCAGAAGAAACACAUUUUGUAGAAAUAUCUCAAGAGCCAUUCAAGAAACCGAUCAGUCAAAUUACUGUAAAUAACAAUAUUGAAACUACAAAUAACAUUUAUAUGAAUAAACCAUCUCAGACUCAAACAAAACCGAAACCUUCAAACGAUAAACCGUCUUCGCCCACCGUUGUUAUUACUCCAAAGCCUUCACCAACCACUACGCCUUUACCCAUCAAAGCCUCGAUACGUCCAAGGCCAACUACAACUGUUAUUCCAAGCUACGAUCCUUACACAGAGCUAUACACCGUUUCUACAUUACGGCCGGAAUUCCAAACGUCGUCCGAUGAUCUGAUUAAUUUCCCACCUGUGAGGAACCCUAUGCUAAACGCCACUGGAUCAAAUCCAAGUGUAUUCAAUACGAGUGUCGCUAUCUCUGACAAUGAGUUGGACUUGCACAUCACUGACGUCGAUAUUUCGACACCUACAUGGCAAGAAGACGAAAAAUUAAACGAAAAAAUGAACUUGUUCGUAAACAAAAUAGUAGGAAGCCUUCAAGGCACUUUCCAGGAGCUACACGAUAUUGUCAUCUUAGAUAAGAAACCCAAUGUUCCAUCUAUUACUAUUCCAUCUUCGACACUGAAACCACCGAGGAAGACUAUAGCCACAAAGAAACCUACGACUACGACUAAAAAACCUCUCAGACUCACAAAUCCCACCACAAAGAAGCCAACUGUCAAAACAACCAAAAAACCCUCGAAAGUAACCACCACUGCGGUAAGAAAACCAACUACUACUCCAGCCCCAACUACGACAAGCACAAAGAAAUCGGUAACGACUACAAAAAAGGGUAAGCCGACAAGGAAAGUCACCACGACGACAGCUGCGGCCACUACCUCGACAGAACCGGCCGAUGAGGUGACGACGGAGGAAUAUCUAGAACCUGUUGAUUACAACGACAAAAAUUUAUGCGGAGUUCGUCCAUUGAUCAAGUCGGGUCGUAUCGUCGGCGGUAAGAACGCCAACUUUGGCGAAUGGCCCUGGCAGGUUCUGGUGAGGGAGUCCACCUGGCUCGGGCUCUUCACCAAGAAUAAGUGUGGUGGUGUCCUCAUCACCAACAGAUAUGUCACGACUGCUGCUCAUUGUCAACCAGGAUUCCUCGCCUCUCUCGUUGCUGUGUUUGGAGAGAACGACAUCUCUGGUGACUUCGAGCCCCGGAAGCCUGUCGCGAAGAAUGUGCGCCGCGUUAUCGUCCACCGGCAAUAUGAUGCUGCGACUUUCGAGAACGAUUUGGCCCUGCUGGAACUGGAUUCACCUGUUAAAUUCGACGCUCAUAUCAUCCCAAUUUGCAUGCCGCCCGACAACGCGGACUUCAAGGGCCUAAUGGCGACGGUGACGGGCUGGGGGCGGCUGAAGUACGCGGGGGGAGUGCCCGCCGUGCUGCAAGAGGUGCAGGUACCAGUGAUAGAGAACAGCGCGUGCCAAGAGAUGUUCCUGACGGCUGGACACAACAAGAAGAUACUCAACUCCUUCAUAUGCGCCGGAUAUGCGAACGGACAGAAAGACUCUUGUGAGGGUGACAGCGGUGGUCCACUCGUGGUCCAACGCGACGACGGCCGCUGGCAACUGGUGGGCACCGUCUCCCACGGCAUCAAGUGCGCCGCGCCCUACCUGCCCGGCGUCUACAUGAGGACCACCUACUACAAGCCCUGGUUGAAGACCAUCACUGGGGUACACUAGUAUACAGCUAGACAGUGGCGGCACUAGGGCGUGGCG
This is a messenger RNA of Aricia agestis (brown argus), 3261 nucleotides long. It is a transcript of the gene flz, whose product is annotated as serine protease filzig. The record is from RefSeq and is a predicted model, not a curated record. NCBI's taxonomy places the organism in Eukaryota, Metazoa, Arthropoda, Insecta, Lepidoptera, Lycaenidae. The transcript is spliced from 8 exons. Bases 1 to 3225 code for a protein of 1074 amino acids. Gene Ontology annotation, molecular function: serine-type endopeptidase activity. Gene Ontology annotation, biological process: proteolysis.